This is a messenger RNA of Arxiozyma heterogenica, 726 nucleotides long. RefSeq names its product Rrg7p (gene RRG7). The transcript has a single exon. The record is from RefSeq and is a predicted model, not a curated record. NCBI's taxonomy places the organism in Eukaryota, Fungi, Ascomycota, Saccharomycetes, Saccharomycetales, Saccharomycetaceae. Gene Ontology annotation, cellular component: mitochondrion. Bases 1 to 726 code for a protein of 241 amino acids.
AUGAAACUAACACCAUUACUUAGACAAUUAGAACAGAAAUCUCUUUAUAACGAUUUAUUGGUAAAUUAUAUAAAUGGCAAUCAGAGUAUUAUAAAGUCUACAGUCUUUCAAGGAAAUCUUUAUGAGCAUGCCGUAAUGAGAGAAUUACAUGAAAAAUUGUUUAUGGGUAACUUGAGCAAAGUCGGUGGUGCUCAUGAUGGCGGAGUUGAUAUAACAGCAAAAUGGAAUUUAAAUAAAAUUUAUUCAACCGUUCGGAAAGAAGUUGAUUUAGCCACCAUGUAUCCACCAGAAAAUAUUCCUAAAAGAAUCAAACUCAAGUCAAGGAUGAUAAAUCCAAUUAUUCAUAAGUUGUCAAGAGGUGAAGAUGUAGAAUUUGAUGUGCUAAUUCAAUGCAAGGCAUUCAAUAAAUCUAAAGUUGCACCAAAGGAGUUUAGAGAACUCAUUGGUACGUAUAAUACUCUAGUAUCACCCAAGAAAAGGAACUCAUCAAUAAUGAUAAUGUGCUCACCACAUUUGUUAACCCCUGAUGGAUUAAAAUUAAUUAACAGCAUCGAUAUGUCACUGAUAUAUUUAAGAAUUAGUCAAAUUACACAAACCAGUGAUAAAUCGUUCGAUAUCUCUCAUAGUGGUAAGCUAUUAAAUUACUAUGAAAAUGAUACUAUAAAUAAAUUAUUUAAAGGUUGUGGAAUCCAAGAAUUUUUGAAAUUAAGCUUAUAUAAUAAGUAA